AUGAAUGAUAUGGAAAAAGAGGGAAAAAAGAAUUCAUCAAAAAAGGAAGAAAAUAAUAAAGUAGAGGAUGAGAAUGAAAAAGAAUUGGAAGAAAAGAUCAAAGGGAUGAGUUUGGAUGAGAAAAUAAAAAAUGCGUUAGACUUAAAAUUAGAAGGGAACAAUGAUUUUAAAAAUAAAAAUUAUGAAAGAGCUAUUAGCAAAUAUAAUGAAGGAAUGAAAUAUUUAAAAAAUAUAGAAAAUAAGAAUUCUAAGAUAAACGAGUUAGAAAUAGCUUUAUACCUAAAUCUGAGUAUAUGUUACUCCAAUGUAGAGAAAUAUAAUGAUGCAUAUGAAAACGUAAUGAAAGUGUUAACUAUCGAUAAAAAAAAUGCAAAAGGUAUGUUUCGAUUAUGUCAAAUAGAAUUUAAUAGAUGUAAUUUUGAUAUAGCAAAGGAAAAGAUACAAAAUUUUCUUAAACUAUACCCAGAUAAUGUAGAUGCAAAAAAAUUAUUGAAAAAUAUUAUAAUAAAACAAAGUGAACAUAAUAAAAAACAAAAGGAAGCCUUUUCAAAAAUUUUUGAAAAAGCCUCAGGUCUAUAUGAUGAUAGAGAGAAAGAAAUUAUGCGAAAAAAAAAAGAAAAAUAUGAAAAUGAUAUGAAGUCAAGAAAGGAAAAAAAUGAAAAAAUAAUCGAUUUUGAUGAAUGGGAAGUAUUAGAAAAUGAGAAAAGAAAAAAAGAAGAUGAAGAGCAAAAAGAAAAACAGAAGGAAAAAGAAAGAGAAAGAGAAAAGGAAAGAGAAAAAGAAAGAGAAAAGGAAAGAGAGAAAGAAAGAGAAAAGGAAAAAGAAAAAACAAAAAAAAAAAAAAAAUGUUCAUCAAUUACAUCCAAUACAACGAAUAAUUCCUCUUAUUUAGAUAUAGAUGAAGAAGAUCAAAAAAUUAUAGACGAAACUAAAAAAAUGGGAUAUUGUUAUUUUAAAAAAGAUAUAAAAGAGGAUGAUAAAAAAUUUUAUGAAAAAAAUUUACCAAAAAAAAUCGAAAAUGGGAUUAAUGAUGAUGAUUUACAUUUAUAUAAAAAUGAGAAUAAAGCAAUAUCUUCAUGGAAUGCUGCUGGAACAACAUAUGAAGAAAAAGAUAUGAGUAAAUGGGCCAAAAGUAAAAUAGAAGAAUGUUUAACAAAUAUUCAUUUUAAAAAUAUAGAAAAAUCAGACCACCUAAAUUUAAAUAAUGAAAAUGAAUAUAAUUUGUCAAAUUUACAAUAUCCAGAAAUACUACCAAUUCAGUAUUUAUCAAAAAUUGAUAUAAAUGAAAUAAAUGACUUAUCCGUUGAUGCGCAAAUUGUAGUUAUACGAGGCACCAAAAGACACAUCUUUGAAUUCUCUUGUAAUUUACAUGUUACCUUAUAUGUUAACAUAACAGAAUUGCAUAUUCAUAAAGUUAUAGUUGAAAUAAAAGAACUGUCUAGUGAGUUAGAAGCUGGAAAAACAUGGAAAAAUUAUAUAACUAUCAAAAAAAAUGACAAAUUAAAAAUUUCGGAUAAACUGUUUAACCAUAUUUAUGAAAUGUUAAUGGAUAAGGUAGAAAAUCAAAUCAAGCUAUUCACGGAGGAAUACAGCAAAUUUUGA
Molecule: messenger RNA, 1602 nt
Organism: Plasmodium malariae
Lineage: Eukaryota; Apicomplexa; Aconoidasida; Haemosporida; Plasmodiidae
Product: chaperone binding protein, putative
Exons: 1
Coding region: 1-1602 (533 amino acids)
Molecular function (GO): ATPase activator activity; protein-folding chaperone binding
Source: RefSeq, a predicted model, not a curated record